Molecule: messenger RNA, 252 nt
Organism: Cercopithifilaria johnstoni
Lineage: Eukaryota; Metazoa; Nematoda; Chromadorea; Rhabditida; Onchocercidae
Source: the annotation of a GenBank genome assembly
AUGAAUUUAUUGAUUUUCGAACGCAAACGUCGAAUUGCAGAGAAUUGUAAAAGGCCAUUAUCUGUUACGAUUGGUAAGUAUUAUGGGGUAUUGGAAGGUGAACAGGUUAUAGUAUCAGAUCUGAAAGCUGCUGAUGAUUUGAAUACAUUUGGAUGUUACGGUGAAUUUUUACAACGACGUGAGCCCCGUGUAUCAAUGGAAUGUUUCGGAAAUGAUGUUCAUCAACAACACCAACAAGAAAGGUUUCAUUGA